Molecule: messenger RNA, 1626 nt
Organism: Sordaria macrospora k-hell
Lineage: Eukaryota; Fungi; Ascomycota; Sordariomycetes; Sordariales; Sordariaceae
Biological process (GO): glucosylceramide biosynthetic process
Cellular component (GO): membrane
Molecular function (GO): ceramide glucosyltransferase activity
Source: RefSeq, a predicted model, not a curated record
AUGUCUAUAAACAUUGUCCAAGGCGCGGCCUUGGUUUGUCUUGGCUGGAGCUGUAUUGUCUUUCUCGUCCAAGUUGUUGGCAUCACCAAGCUAUGCCGCAACCACACCACACCUCUUCCGCCUCCCACUUCGCCUUCAUUGCCCGAAACUGAGGUCCCCCACGUUACCGUCAUCCGGCCCGUCAAGGGCGUAGACGUAGGCCUAUACGAAUGCCUCGCCUCGACCUUCCGGCUCGCCUACCCCAAGUCCAAGCUCUCGAUCCGGCUCUGCGUCGAUUCCAAGAACGACCCGGCCUACGCCGUCCUCUGCCAGCUCGUGGCCGACUUCCCCACCUUCGACGCGCAGGUUCUCGUCGAGGAAGAAGACCCGAUCCUCCACGGUAGUGCCGGGCACGUCAACAGCCUAGGCCCGAACCCCAAGAUCCGCAACAUCAGCCGCGCAUACCGCGAAGCCAAGGGCGACGUCAUCUGGAUCGUGGACUGCAACGUCUGGGUAGCCAAGAACGCGGCAGGCAGGAUGGUCGACAAGCUCUUCGGCUUCGAAGCCAACGGCGGCAGGGCAACCCCCUACAAAUUCGUCCACCAGCUCCCCCUCGUGGUAGACCUAGACAACAUCCCCUCCUCUGGUGCUGGUACCAGCGCCGUCAAGACCUCAAGAACCGAAGGACAAUCCCUCCUGCCCUCUAGCAUCACAUCCAGAACUACCUCGGAACCGCAAGGCCUGCUCACCCACGGCGGCCGCCUCGAGGAAAUGUUCAUGUCCACCACCCACGCCAAGUUCUACAGCGCCAUCAACACCGUCAGCCUAGCCCCUUGCAUCGUCGGCAAGUCCAACAUGUUCCGCAAGUCGCACCUGGACAGUUUCACCACCGUCUCCUCCAACCCCCUCUUACGCUCUUCGGACUCAACCCGCGGCACCGGCAUCGAUUUCUUCUCGUCGUAUAUCUGCGAAGACCACCUAAUCGGCGACUUAAUAUGGCGCUCUUCCUCUCCCGGCUACAAAAACCACGGUUUGGUGUCUGGCGAAGUAGCCGUCCAGCCCAUGGCGGGCAUGUCCGUCGCCGCGUACAUUGCCCGGCGCGUGCGCUGGUUGCGGGUGAGGAAGUGGACGGUUCUUGCGGCUACGUUGGUGGAGCCCGGCGUGGAGAGCUUGGUGUGUUGUGCGUAUUUCGCCUUUGCGGUGACUACGCUGCCGUGGUUCAACAGGACUUUCGGUGUGCCGCAGACGUGGGGAGCUAUGGCGGCGUUGUGGUUGGGCGCGGUAGCGAUUUGGAUAUCGAUUGAUCGGUGGGUGACCAGCAAGCUGUUCAGGCUGCAGAGCUUGGAUGUGGAUGAGGACACGCCCUUUUUCGCCAGGGGCACGGCGAGACAAGGGGGCACGGUGCAGAGGCCGUUUAAAGAGUGGAUUGCUGCGUGGUUGGGGAGGGAACUCCUGGCGCUGCCGAUCUGGACGACAGCCGUUUUGUUGGGCACAACCGUCAGAUGGAGGGGCAGGCAGUUCAGGGUGAGGAUAGAUAUGAGUGUGGUGGAGGUGGAGGAUAGGAAGAGCCGCGCUGCUGAUGUUGGUGGGAGCAAGCCUAGACUGAGGGUGGCGGGUUCGCCGGAUAGCAAAGAUCGCGUGGAUUGA